UUAAUGGCAUAAGGGCUUCCCCCAUUUUUGUGGUUCUUGUCUAAAGUUCUUAUCUUUACACCUUAAUUAAUGAUUUCUCUUGUUUUAUUGGAUUUUAUUUUUCAUUCAUUUUUGUGUUGGGAAAUUUAAUUCUUGGUGUAAGCACAUUCUUUGUAGUUGAAUGUUCUUUUCCAUAAUUAAAGCAUCAUUACACAAUUAUUUGGCCUUGUCUCCUAAUUUGACUUCACCUUCAAAGCAUCAUUACACAAUUAUUACAAUCACUUUUAAUUUUGCUGGAAUGUGGGGUUAGUUGCUGUCUUAACCACUUAAUUUAGCUAACAUUCUUCACAUUUUUGUGUAGCAUGUUCCUCACACCUCAUUUAUUGUUUGCCAUAUUUAACGUUGAUGCCUUUACUUUUUUAUUGUUUCACACCUUUCAAGAGGAAGGGGGGCUAGGCAACACCCCCCAUUUCAAAAUUGCAACUGUUUAUUUCCCUUCUGUGUAGGGGGCAUGCCAUCCUCCCUUUGUUUUCUUUGCCAGAAUUUAUUGCCUUACAUUGACCUUUCAUCUUUGUGCAUCAAACCUUUUUGUCCUAAUCUAUUAUUUAGGCUGUUUCUUGGUUUGUAGUAACUCAUUUCUCUUGAUAAAUAUUGCAGUUUGUUGUUUCAAUAACAUUACAUGUUCCCUUUAAUGAUGUUAUGGACCACUUCAGUUUACUCAUUUGGUCCCAAAUUUCCCUUUUUGUUAACCACUUCUUGAUUUUUGGGUUAGCUUUUGUGCAUUUUCUUACAAAUUCUUGUAUGAUUCUUGUAGAGUGUUAUACUAUCUUUUUAUUCGGCAGGUUGUCUGAAGGUGAUCUUCAACGAAUUUCCGGGAAGGGUAGCGAGUUUCAAGCCCAUCACAAGAUUCUGCUAAAACGAGGGGGAAGUGAUCAUAACUCCUCUCAACAUUUUCAAUCUCACUUCAUGGAAAUGGACAGUCUAUCCGACCUAACGCAAGAGGUUCGUGACUGGAGCUGGCACGAGCUUCUAGCAGCGUUGAAGCAGUUCCAGGAGCUGCUCCCUCGAGCUGGCUCAUUGGCAUUGCUCGACAAGUGCCUGGAGUCGCUGAUUGGCAGAGUCGCAUCGUCUUGUGAGACGAGCCCCUCUCCAUCUGUCUCAUCUUCGGAUGGCUCUGGCCUCAGGCUGUCGUGUGACACGAGAAGCACGGUGAGCUUGAAGAGUGGCGUGUUCAGAGCCACGUGGUGGUUUGAAGAUCUCGUGGCGCUAGGCACUGAUCUGAUCCGAAUGCUGGUGACAUUGAUGGUGGCUAGAAAAAUUGAUCAUGGGAUUAUCAGCAGAUUUCUCUUCUACUAUCAGAAAUCAAGAUUUGUCACUGCCUCAGCUGAUGAGAAGAUCAAGAUCAUCGAAGUUGUUGCUGACCUGCUGGAUUCGUUGGAUGUGAGGUGCGUUUCGUACAAGAGCUUAUUCGGGAUGCUGAGAGUUGGUCUGAACUCUAGCAGCCGCGAUAAGUUGGAGAGCAUGAUCGGUUCACGGUUAGAUCAGGCGACCUUGGAUGAUUUGCUCGUCCCAUCUCCGGUUGGGACGAGCUGCCUCUAUGAUGUGAAUCUUGUUAUUAGGCUCGUGAAGUCCUUUCUUGGAAAGGGCGUUUGCUGCGUGCCAUUGAGCCGGCUUAGGAAAGCCGCUGUCUUGAUGGAUCUGUUUCUAGCCGAAGUAGCCCCGGAUCCUCACUUGAAACCGUCCAAGUUCUUGGCGCUGAUCAUAGCACUGCCCGACUCAGCUAGAGACUCGUGCGAUGGGGUGUACUAUGCGGUGAAUUUGUAUCUCGAGGUUCACUCGGGCUUAUCCGAGGAGCAGAAGAUGAAGGUAUGCCGCGGAUUAACCUACUCGAAGCUCUCUCCACAAGCACUCGACCACCUCACGCGCAACGCCAAUUUCCCUCCAAAAUCCGCGGUCCAAGCCGUCGCCUCUCAGCAACACAGGCUAAAAAGCUUGCUCCAAGACACGGGCCGCGCCACUUCAACCGAGGGGUCGAAGCAGGUCGUGCUCUACGCGAAGAAGUUCAACCUAACGGACGAGAACGAGAAGAUCAAGGCGCAUCUCCAAGGGAUGCAAUGGAGAGUGGUGGAGUUGGAGAAAGUGUGCAGGAAAAUGCAAGUGCAUAUGACUAAGGUGAUGAAAUCAAGAAUGGCAAGCCAUAGUAGUGCCAAAUCUGUACCUAGGCUUUGUUCAUAGAGAUGAAUCAAGAUUUCAUUUUUUUAGGUUUUUGCAUCUAAAAUAUUAUUGUACAAAUCUAUGUACAUACAAUGAGCAAUGUCCCUUUUUUUUGUAGUGAGGUAGUUGUCUUAAGUUGUGUGUUUAUUCACAGAGAAUGAAGGUUUGGAUGUAAGAAGAGGCGUGUUUGUGUGUU
This is a messenger RNA of Salvia splendens (bonfire salvia), 2389 nucleotides long. RefSeq names its product BTB/POZ domain-containing protein At3g22104. The transcript has 2 exons. Lineage: Eukaryota; Viridiplantae; Streptophyta; Magnoliopsida; Lamiales; Lamiaceae. The record is from RefSeq and is a predicted model, not a curated record. Bases 679 to 2214 code for a protein of 511 amino acids.